Messenger RNA from Hypoxylon trugodes, 1278 nucleotides. RefSeq names its product alpha/beta-hydrolase. Gene Ontology annotation, biological process: protein depalmitoylation. Gene Ontology annotation, molecular function: carboxylic ester hydrolase activity; palmitoyl-(protein) hydrolase activity. Bases 358 to 1149 code for a protein of 263 amino acids. The transcript has a single exon. The record is from RefSeq and is a predicted model, not a curated record. Gene Ontology annotation, cellular component: cytoplasm. Lineage: Eukaryota; Fungi; Ascomycota; Sordariomycetes; Xylariales; Hypoxylaceae.
AAGAAUUUAAACGUGAAGUCACUAAUUAUACCAACCUAGGUACCUAGGGGUAGAAUGCUAACCUGUAGUGUCCUUAGCGCUAGGCUAGGCCCUGUCAAUUUGCCCAAAUUACCUAGGUAGGUACCUACAUGUAGGUAGGUCUGCUAGAGCAUCGCUUUACUAUGUAUCUUCUCUACCUAUGUAGGUACCUUCUGCGCCCGGGCUGCCGGGCUGGUUAUUGGUCGAGUAUUAUGCCAUUGACCUCAUUGAAUACCCUCGACCUAUCUAGCUACCUAAAUCAACCAGAACAAUCAGUUAGACAUUGAGAUACCCGCUUCCCACAUAUAUAGGCAGCCAAAUCUCCCCGAAAAAAAGAAAAUGCCGACUAGAAUACCCACACCAGAAGACUUCAACCACUUAUCACCCUCAUUGCAUAUAUCAUUGGUUUUCCCCGAAGUCCGGGAGUUGACAACAGCUAUUCUCAUUCUCUUUCAUGGUCUCGGAGAUUCGGAAGCUCCAUUCACUUCCUUUCCGAGAAAUCUGAAUCUACCAGGCGUCCUUUCCAUCUCUGUUCGUGGAGUAUCUCCGCUACCUCCGGCAUUACUCGGUCAGUCACAUUCCGAAAUCGCAGGCCCAGCCAGACAUUUUCACUGGGGAGAUGAUUUGACUCUGUCACCAUCUACAGGAGACUUGGAAUCUGACCCUGGUUUCUCCAAGGCCGAGUACCUAGUCUUAGGAAAGUUGGUUCGCGAGACGCUUAUCGAGAAAUGCGGAUGGAAUACAAAUGAUAUUAUCCUCUUUGGAUUCGGCCAAGGUGGCUCUCUGGCCCUUGGCCUGUCAUCAAGGAUUCGUGAAGGUGAGAAGGUUCUAGAUAUCACUGAAGGAGACAAGGGUACAUCAUCAUGCUUUAAAGGGUCUGUAUCAAUCGGUGGACCAUUGCCCUCUAGUAUGAUACCUACGAUAAGCACUAGAGAAAAAUCUCGAACUCCAGUCUUAAUAUGUCAUGGCAGAUCAAGCGAAUCUCUUAACGAGGACGACAUAGAUCUGUUAAAGAAAGAGUUCCUUGACGUGCGGGAAGUUAAGUGGAAGAAAUCCGAUGAUAGCAUGCCUAAAAAUAGGGAUGAGAUGCUUCCAAUUAUGCAGUUUUUCGCUGAAAGGCUACGCGGGUGAUAAGCCCAUUGAUGUAUCAUGGAUGAGAAGUGAUAGGGCUGGAAGAUGAGACAUUACACAUCACGAUAUGCGGGGUAUAGACCAUCGGAUCUGCAUGUAGAAAGAAAGAAAGAAAAGGUAUAAAUAAAU